This is a messenger RNA of Xenopus tropicalis (tropical clawed frog), 2679 nucleotides long. RefSeq names its product vomeronasal type-2 receptor 26. The record is from RefSeq and is a predicted model, not a curated record. Lineage: Eukaryota; Metazoa; Chordata; Amphibia; Anura; Pipidae. Bases 1 to 2679 code for a protein of 892 amino acids. Gene Ontology annotation, biological process: G protein-coupled receptor signaling pathway. Gene Ontology annotation, cellular component: plasma membrane; membrane. Gene Ontology annotation, molecular function: G protein-coupled receptor activity. The transcript has 7 exons.
AUGUUGUGUAAAGACCAUAAGCGAGCGGUUCAUGUGAGGAAACCCACCAACAUCCAGAGGAAUCUCAGCAACAUCCAAGACCUGAAGCUGUUCUGUAUGGAGGAAUGGGCUAAACUUCGAUGUACAGGAGUGGUCAACAGUUACCUCCAACAAUCUGGGAUCCAGCCCCUCAGUCCUGCCUGUCACCUGGAGAUCAUUAAAGUAGUUGAGGAGUAUGACUAUAUACAGGAAGGAGACAUUAUGAUUGGAGGAGUGAUGACUGCACAUUUAUAUAUGAUUAAUGUUACAUUUCCAAGGGUGAAUUCUAAAAGAUUCCUGUGUACUGCUCCCAGCCAACAGCAGUUUAGGCAUUUUAUCGAUUUUAGAUUUGCUGUGGAGCAAACUAACAAGGAUCCAGCCCGGUUACCCAACCUGACCCUGGGGUACCAUAUAUCUGACUCUUGUGAGGACCCACUGAAGGCGGUGAGGAGCGUAUUACAGAUAUUAUCUGGUACCAGGGAGCCGGUUCCCAAUUACUCCUGUGUGGGAAAGAGAAACAUUGCUGGGUUUAUUGGGGAUGAGGCAUCAGAGACAACUGUACCCAUAGCCCAGAUCCUGAGCAUUUAUGGCCUUUCCCAGAUCAGUUACGGAGCUACAGCCCAAUCGCUCAGGGACAGAGUCGCUUUCCCAUAUUUUUUCCGGACCGUACAGAGUGAGGAAACCAGUUAUUUGGCUUUAGGGAAGUUGCUGAGCCAUUUUGGUUGGACCUGGGUUGGAAUAAUUACAUCUGAUGAUAUCAGUGGGGAGAGAGAACAUCAGCUUCUGGCCAAAUAUCUCUCCAGGGAAGGCGUCUGUGUAGAGUUCACUAUAAGGAUAAAAACGAAUAACGAUAUAAUUGAUACCGAUACACUUCAGAAAUCAUUUACCAGUGUUAUUUUACUUUGUGGGACGGUUUCUUUGUUUUUACUUAUGAGAUUAAUUCUGAUAAAAUCUGUGUUCCUUGAAAAAACAUGGAUCCUGUCCACUAACUGGGGAACCAAUGAUUUGGUCAUCCGUCAUGGCCAAGAACUGUUUGAUUGCAGUUUGGGGCUUGUGCCCGGGUACCAUUAUGAUCUGGAUACUCCUGAAAUGAGGAACUUUUUAGACAAUUUACAUCCUUCCAAUUACCCAGAAGACAAGUUAUUAGAAAAUAUUUGGAUGAUUUUUCAUUUGUGUUUGUUAGAAGAUCCAAACAAGAAUCAUUUAUAUGAAUAUAUUUACCUUCAGCCUCUCCAUAACUGCACUGGGCAGGAGCGUAUAACAGACCUUUCCUAUUUUACAGCAGAUUUCAGUUCUCCCCAGGUCCAUCUGGCAGUAGAUCUGAUGUCUCAGGCACUUCAUGAUAUGAACAUCCAUCCUAGUGAGAAACAUGUGGGAAAAAAGGAAAUGUAUCAUUAUGUGCACCAGUUGCACCGGUACCUGAAAGCCCUGCAGUAUAACUCGCCCGAUGGCCCCAAUUUCUAUUUUGGGGAAAAUGGGGAGUAUAUCACUAGUUACAGGAUCUAUAACUACGUUAUAACUGCUGGUUAUAGGCUGACUAGGAACCUGAUUGGUGACUUCUCCCCGUGGGAUCCGCCAGAUCAGCAGCUUCACAUUGCCUGGACUGCACUUUCCUGGAGGAGCAAUACAGUAAGAAUCCCAAGAGCUCAGUGCACAGACAGUUGCCCCCUUGGUUUCAGGAAGGCACCGAUGCCCGGAGUCCAGACCUGCUGUUAUGACUGUGUCCCAUGUUCUGAGGGAGAGAUCUCCAAUAUAACUGACAGCAUAAGCUGCUUCCCGUGCCCAGACAUGGAAUGGCCCAAUGAGAGGAAGGAUCAGUGUAUUGCAAGCAAAGACGAUUUUCUUUCAUACACCAAUGAUACGGUUUCUGUGCUUUGUUCAUCUAUUUCUAUUCUCUUUUUCCUUAUUACUUCCUGGAUAUCGGGAGUUUUCAUUACAUACCGGGACUCCCCCAUAGUGAGAGCCAACAACCGGAGCCUGAGCUUCCUCCUCCUUGUCUCCAUCAAGCUGAGCUUCCUCAGUGUGUUUCUGUUCCUCGGUCGCCCUGUGGAUAUAACCUGCAUGCUGCGCAUCAUCACUUUUGGAAUCACCUUCUCCAUAGCUGUCUCUUCUCUCCUGGCCAAGACUAUCAUGGUUUGUGUUGCUUUCAAAGCCACCAAGCCAGGGAGCUCAUGGAGAAAAUGGCUGGGAGUCAAACUGUCCAAUUCUGUAGUCUUGUUCUGCUCAUCCAUUCAAAUAAUCAUCUGCAUGACUUGGUUGGCCAUUUCUCCUCCCUUUCAGGAACUGGACAUUCACACUUCCCCUGGAACCAUCAUCAUUCAGUGCAAUGAGGGCUCAGAUAUUGGCUUUUACUCAGUUAUUGGGUAUAUGGGGCUUCUGGCAGCUGUUAGUUUUGUUUUAGCAUUUUUAGCUCGGAGCUUACCGGACAGUUUUAAUGAGGCCAAGUACAUCACUUUCAGCAUGCUGCUCUUCUGCAGUGUUUGGAUCACAAUGAUCCCGGCCUAUCUGAGCACCAAAGGCAAAAACACUGUGUGUGUGGAGAUAUUUGCCAUACUCACCUCAAGCGCCGGCCUUUUAGCCUGUAUAUUUCUGCCCAAAUGUUACACAAUACUACUCAGGCCAGAAAUCAAUCUUAAAACUAAUUUGCUUGGAAACAAAUAA